AUGACGCGCCACGAUGCUGAGGAGACCAUCAAGCGCAUCCGCAGCCACAAGGGCGUGCAGGCCGUGUUUAUUAUGAACGAGGAGGGUGUACCCAUUUACUCCAGCACGAGCGACGCAGCGUUCGCCACUGACCACGCGUCUCUCAUCUCCCAGUUGGCAGCUAGGGCCAAGGCCACGAUCCACAGUCUGGAUUCGACCAAUGACAUGACGUUUCUGCGCCUUCGCUCCAAGAAGCACGAGAUCCUGAUCGCCCCUGACAAGGAGUACGCACUGAUCGUUAUCCAAACUGUAAACCUGGGCGCUGCUGAACUUGACACCCACGACGGUAGUCACGCAUCGUAG
Peronospora matthiolae is the source of this 342-nucleotide messenger RNA. The record is from the annotation of a GenBank genome assembly. Lineage: Eukaryota; Oomycota; Peronosporomycetes; Peronosporales; Peronosporaceae.